AUGAGUCUCACCUUCAGCAACUCCUACCAGAGGGAGGGAAAAGAACACCCCGCUAGCUGCGGCGGCUCGGGGAGGCGGAAGGAACUGCGGCCCAGGCAGGGGGCGUGGGGAGGAGGGCGAGCCCGGAGGGGCGGAGUGGGGAGACGCGCCGCGCCCCCGAGGGAAGCGGUGGGGGCCGCGGAUGGGGAGGCCCCCGCGGCCACGGGCGGCCCGGCACCCCUCCCCCGCCCUUCACACAAAGGGGCCCAGGGACCCCGCUUCCUGCUCGCGCCGCCGGGCCGGCCCGGGCCUGUGGGCUCGGCUCCACUCGCUGCCGCCCGGGCGGGUCUCUGGGCCGCGCGGCUCCCGCGGGCGUCGUCCGGCCUGUGGAGGGAGAGGGGGCGCGUUACCCGCCGCCCCCCCGCCCCAGCUCCCGCCCGGACCCGGCCGCCUCCGCCAACGCCGUCGCUUACCCCGCAGUCCGCACCCGCCCGGCCGCCCCCCGGGAGGUUCCGUCACGCCGAGGCCAUGGCCAGCGGCCGGCUCCUCCGUCUCACCGCCGCCCCAGCACCGCUGCUCGCGGAGGGGAAAGGGGCGGGGGCCGUCCGGCGGCGGCGGCGGCGGCCACUCCAGGCGAAGCCACCUCUUUUUUUUCCUCACCCACCCCCCACCCCCACCCCCCCAGCACACACCCGGAAGGGUUUCCCUGACACACUGGCUGAGGUGCCCCAGUUCCCCGAGACUGGCCGGGAUCACUUCCGGUGGGGAAAGUCCCACCUCUCCGGGGCGAGCCGGGUGGCGCUGGGGCCGCGCCCUGCCGAGCGAGGCGGCCGGGGACGCUCCCGGGUCGGGGCCGCGGCCUUGGCAUAGGGCCUCGCUGAGGAGCGCCGGCGGCCUCCCUCUCCCCGCCCGCUGCCGCCGCCGCCGUCCCACCCCGAACCCGCUGCAGCCCCUGCGCGUCUCCGCGGCCUGAGGACUCGAGCGGCUGGUUGGCCGGAGCUGGAGGGCCGGCGAUCAUCUAGCCGCCGGGAGAGCGCCAAACAUCCCUGGACUAGAAGUGACGAGGAAAAUAAAGCAGCCAAGAAAGUUUAUUCUCUUUGCUGGUAUUUCUUCCACUUGACGCUUGUCUGAGAAACGCGUGCGAACUCCCUCUAGACUUCGCUAUUGCACGGCUUUCGUCGGUGAUGGCUUUUACUUAGCCGUGCCUGACAAAUCAUUAAACACACACGGUACUUUUAGCAUCCGGCAGAUCUGCUCAACUCCACCAGCAAAUGCCAGACUCACCCCUUUCCUCCGUAUCACAAGGCUCAAAAACAACAGGACUAGAAAUAGACUUUAUCUGACAGUAACUCAGCUUUGCCCCCCUAUUUGAUUCCAACCGCUACACAGCAGGAAAGAUGAAAAAACCGAGGUCCAGAAAAGUUAUGUGGCAUCGUGAUAGAAAUCAGGAUCUUCCUUCAAGUUUGCCAAGGAUCAUAAAAGAACCCUUUCUGUGGUGCGUUGAAGAAGUUCUUGUGCAGUGAGCAAUGUACGAAACAUUAGUACAAUUUAUUUUCUCUUUUCUUGGUAUUGCAACACCGUUUGAACCAACCAGCCAGAGUGCACCGUUGCCUUCCAUACUUGCCUGCCAGAGACUAAUGUAAUAAAACUGACAUUUCAUUUAUUUGACACCUGUUUCUCAACAAUAACCCUUCCGAAUUUGCCAGUUAACCACACGAGCGUUUCCCCUCUUUUGUUAUGUGGUUGGUUGGUUUGAUUGAGCUUCAAGUUUUUUGACUCACAGCUCAUAUUCACCUUGGUUGCUGAUAAAAGUUAUUUUAAAUAGUCUCCAGGCUUCUCAAUUUUUUUUUUCACAGCCAAGGAAAUAGUAACUAUCCAACCCGAGGUAAUUAAUUAUUCUGGACUGUUUUCUUAUCUUUCACCUGGGGAUAAAAAUGUUUGCCUUACCUUUCCUCUCAGAAUUGAUGGACGGUCUGAAUGCAGUAAUGUCACUGAAUGGACGUUGAAGAAUUAUAAUGCAUGGUAUAAAAUGCACAGUAUUGUUUUUUUCACAUCAAUUAUGUGAUUGACUAACCACUAAGCCAAUGUGUAUUUUGAUGUAAUUAGAUCUAGGUUCUGGGCUGGCUCCAGAGAAAGAUUACUUUCUUUGUCUUAGCUCCAGAAAACAGAAGAGGGUCCUGCAUCACCAAAGGCCAGGCUCUGAAAGAUCUCCACUACUCACUGUCAAAAACAUUUGAUUAUAUUUCACAAUGUAUACAAAUAUCAAAUCAUUAUGUUAUACACCUGAAACAAAUGUCAUGUUACAUGUCAA
Molecule: messenger RNA, 2290 nt
Organism: Prionailurus viverrinus (fishing cat)
Lineage: Eukaryota; Metazoa; Chordata; Mammalia; Carnivora; Felidae
Product: atherin-like
Exons: 3
Coding region: 1-849 (282 amino acids)
Source: RefSeq, a predicted model, not a curated record